CGCGCGCCCUCCUCGCCGCCGCCGCCCUCCGGAGACCCCGCCGCGCGCCCCCUUCCCGGCGCGCCCCGCGCGUCCCGUGACCCCGUGCGCGGGGUCGGCUCGGGGUCGACGCGGGGGUCAGGCGGGCGGCUCGGGAGCCAUGCGGAGGGGCGAGCGCAGGGCCGUCGGGGGGUCGCGGCCGGGGUCCCCCGAGCCCGCACGCUGGGCCGCGCCCCGGGAGCCGCUGGGCCGCCGCAGCACCGAGUCCGAGGUCUACGACGACGGCACCAACACCUUCUUCUGGCGCGCCCACACGCUCACGGUGCUCUUCAUCCUCACCUGCGUGCUGGGCUACGUGACUCUGCUGGAGGAGACGCCGCAAGACACGGCCUACAACACUAAGAGAGGUAUUGUGGCCAGUAUUUUGGUUUUCUUAUGUUUUGGAGUCACACAAGCUAAAGACGGGCCAUUUUCCAGACCUCAUCCAGCCUACUGGAGGUUCUGGCUGUGUGUGAGCGUGGUGUACGAGUUAUUUCUCAUCUUCAUCCUCUUCCAGACUGUGCAAGAUGGCCGGCAGUUCCUGAAAUAUGUUGACCCCAAGCUGGGGGUCCCACUGCCUGAGAGGGACUAUGGGGGCAACUGCCUUCUCUACGACCCAGACAACGAGACUGACCCCUUCCACAACAUCUGGGACAAGAUGGACGGCUUCGUGCCUGCACACUUCAUUGGCUGGUACCUGAAGACGCUGAUGAUCCGGGACUGGUGGAUGUGCUCCAUCAUCAGCGUCAUGUUCGAGUUCCUGGAAUACAGCCUGGAGCACCAGCUGCCCAACUUCAGCGAGUGCUGGUGGGACCACUGGAUCAUGGACGUGCUGGUCUGCAACGGGCUGGGCAUCUACUGUGGGAUGCAGACGCUCGAGUGGCUGUCCCUGAAGACCUACAAGUGGCAGGGCCUCUGGAACAUCCCCACCUACAAGGGCAAGAUGAAGCGCAUCGCCUUCCAGUUCACACCCUACAGCUGGGUGCGCUUCGAGUGGAAGCCCGCCUCCAGCCUGCGCCGCUGGCUCGCCGUGUGCGGCAUCAUCCUGGUGUUCUUGCUGGCGGAGCUCAACACCUUCUACCUGAAGUUCGUGCUGUGGCUGCCCCCCGAGCACUGGCUGGUGCUGCUGCGCCUCGUCUUCUUCGUCAACGUGGGCGGCGUGGCCAUGCGGGAGAUCUACGACUUCCUGGAUGACCCGAAACUGCACAAGAAGCUGGGCCAGCAGGCCUGGCUGGUGGCGGCCAUCACGGCCACGGAGCUGCUCAUCGUGGUCAAGUACGACCCGCACACGCUCACGCUGUCGCUGCCUUUCUACAUCUCCCAGUGCUGGACGCUCGGCUCUGUGCUGGCGCUCACCUGGACAGCCUGGCGAUUCUUCCUGCGGGACAUCACGCUGCGUUACAAGGAGACCCGGCGACAGAAGCAGCGGAGCCGGGGAGACGAGGGCGGGGUGGGCAACGGCGAGGGGCACCUGUCCGGCCCGGAGGGGUCUCUGGGGCCCGAGGCCUCCGAGGGUGAGGGUGUGCCGGCUCCUCACUGAGCGCAGCCCCCGCCCGAGGGAGCCCCGCCAGUCCACCAAGGUCUCCUCCCAGCCAGCUGAGGUGGCCGGUUUAGGAGUGUGCCCCCACCACCCUCAGGCCUGGCCCUGAAGGGGAGGUGCCGUGGCCACCCCCAGGGCCCAGGGCAUUCAUGCCGGGCAGCCCGAGAGAGGAGUCUAGGGCCCCCCAGACAGCUGGGAGAGGUGGGGCCAAGCUGUCAGCUGUCUCCCCACCCGAGAGCAAAGAACAAAUCACACGCAUUGGACCAGUGACCAGUGUGCUGCCACUCCACUCGGCCACAGAGGCAACAAAUAAAGCCGUGGUUGAGCCCA
Erinaceus europaeus (western European hedgehog) is the source of this 1888-nucleotide messenger RNA. It is a transcript of the gene PTDSS2, whose product is annotated as phosphatidylserine synthase 2. Gene Ontology annotation, biological process: phosphatidylserine biosynthetic process. The record is from RefSeq and is a predicted model, not a curated record. Lineage: Eukaryota; Metazoa; Chordata; Mammalia; Eulipotyphla; Erinaceidae. The transcript is spliced from 12 exons. Gene Ontology annotation, molecular function: L-serine-phosphatidylethanolamine phosphatidyltransferase activity. Bases 140 to 1558 code for a protein of 472 amino acids.